Molecule: messenger RNA, 1029 nt
Organism: Adineta steineri
Lineage: Eukaryota; Metazoa; Rotifera; Eurotatoria; Adinetida; Adinetidae
Source: the annotation of a GenBank genome assembly
AUGUAUCGUCGGUCUAAGACACUACACCAACCUAUCUUAAUUCUGUUCGCGUUUGUAUUAACUAUUACAUUAAUAAAUUAUUCAUCUAUUCGACAUACAAAAUGUUUAUCAUGUCCAUCAUUAAGAAACUCCACUAAACCAACGAUUUUAUUUAAUAAUUUUUCAAAUACAGAAGAUGAAAGCACUGCUGUUGAUGAUCUAUCUAUAUUAUGUUUAGAGUUGUCACAUCGUUAUGAUAGUGAACAGAAUUUACCUCAAUCACCAAUAAUUUUUCCACCUUCGUAUCCUUCUACAAAAACAUUUCGUUUUCCUUAUCGUUAUUCUCAUUGGAAAUCAUCACUUAUUCUUCCUCGUGCAUUCUCUCGCUGUGAACAUACAUUAGUAAUGCAUUUAUUAACAAUAAUUGAUAGAUUAUGUCGUCAACAUAAUAUUACUUAUUUUUUAUAUGAAGGAACAUUACUAGGAUCUAUAAGACAUCAUGAUAUUAUACCUUGGGAUGAUGAUGUUGAUAUAAUAAUACCAAAUCGACAACGAAAACUUUUUACUAAUGUAUUCAAAGAAGUGAAUAAAACAUUAAUUGGAUUAGUUUUACAUGAAGGUGAUACAUCAGAACAAGACUUUUAUAAAUUAUUUUAUAUUAAUACUCCAAUUGCUGGAGAAUUUGAAUGGCAUUUUCCAUUUGUUGAUAUUUUCUUCUAUGAACAAGAUCAAUCUUCUUUAUGGAGUUUACAAACACCCGAUGUAAAAAUUCGAAAAAGACAUAUUUUUCCAUUAAUUCUAAGACCACUCGGGCAAUUGUGGUUGCCUGCACCAAAAAGACCGAAACGUAUGUUUCAAUUCGAUCCUUUUGAUGAAUGUAGAAGUCAUUUUUGGAAUCACAGAAAUGAAAGUGAACAAGAACAGGUAACAGUUAAAUGCGAUCUUCUAAAAGAUAUUUAUCCAUUUGUUGAACAAAUUAAAAAUGAAACAAAUUCAAUUGAAGAUUUAAAAAUUAACAAUACUAUUAUUCACACUGUUAUUUUGGAGUAA